Paramisgurnus dabryanus is the source of this 6417-nucleotide messenger RNA. RefSeq names its product ephrin type-B receptor 3-like. Gene Ontology annotation, biological process: protein phosphorylation; ephrin receptor signaling pathway; axon guidance. The record is from RefSeq and is a predicted model, not a curated record. Gene Ontology annotation, cellular component: plasma membrane; dendrite. NCBI's taxonomy places the organism in Eukaryota, Metazoa, Chordata, Actinopteri, Cypriniformes, Cobitidae. Gene Ontology annotation, molecular function: transmembrane-ephrin receptor activity; protein binding; ATP binding.
UUCAUUCCAGUGCACAUGGAAAGGCAGAGGAGCUGCAACGAUACGCGCUCAGAUGGUGAAAUGCGCUCAGGGAUUUUACGCGUAAACCCACUAUAAGGUGAUUUUACGGGACUUACACUGGGACCGCUUUAUUAUCGGACUACAACAAAAUGCUAUUUGAGGAGCACUUGACAUUUAAACAACUAUUGUCCGUAUAGGGAUUUCACUGUGUGCAACAUCUAUAAACGGACACGCAUGUUAUGAAAAAUAAGGAGCGUAUAUUCAUUGGAUGAGUUUUAUCUUCCAUCAGCGCAACUUUAAACAUUUUGAACAUCUGCUAUUGGAUAACAUGAACUAAAAAGUGUCUAUAUGUUCAGGAGUUUGUGUUUUAUGGAAAUAUAUAGCUGAGAAGAGCAGAUCUGAAGUUGGAGAAGAGGGUCUAUGAAGUCGGACUGAGGGUCUGAGGGAUUUUACAAAAACCUCCGAAGUCUCUGGUUUAUGACAAUGGAUUAUUUGCUGGUUUUAUGCAGUUUUUUGCUGCCUCUCUCCUCGGCUGUUGAAGAAACACUGAUGGACACCAAAUGGGCCACGACCGAACUCGCCUGGACUUCGCAUCCUGAAACUGGGUGGGAAGAAGUAAGCGGUUACGACGAUGCCAUGAAUCCCAUUCGAACAUACCAAGUGUGCAAUGUUCGUGAGCUCAACCAGAACAACUGGCUUCGCAGUGACUUCAUUCCUCGUAAGGAUGUUCUCCGUGUGUACGUUGAGAUGAAAUUCACAGUACGAGACUGCAAUAGUAUUCCCAACAUUCCGGGAUCCUGUAAAGAGACCUUCAAUUUGUUUUACUACGAAUCCGAUUCGGAUUCGGCCACGGCCACCAGUCCAUUUUGGAUGGAGAACCCUUACGUUAAGGUGGACACCAUUGCUCCUGAUGAGAGCUUUUCUAUGUUGGAAUCCGGCCGGGUCAAUACAAAGAUUCGUAGCUUUGGUCCCCUCUCCAAGGCUGGUUUCUACCUGGCUUUCCAAGACUUGGGCGCAUGCAUGUCUUUAAUCUCUGUCCGGGUGUUUUACAAGAAGUGUUCCACAACUAUUGCCAAUUUCGCAGUCUUCCCUGAGACAGCAACAGGCGCUGAAGCCACCUCACUAGUCAUUGCCCCGGGCACCUGUGUACAUAAUGCUCUCGAAGUGUCCGUCCCUCUCAAACUCUACUGCAAUGGAGAUGGAGAAUGGAUGGUUCCUGUGGGUUCCUGCACGUGCAUGGCCGGGUUUGAACCUGCAGUUAAGGAUACACAGUGUCAAGCUUGCAGUCCAGGCACGUUUAAGUCCAAGCAGGGUGAAGGUUUCUGCACCCCAUGCCCACCCAACAGUAGAACAAGUUCUGGAGCCGCCAGCAUUUGUUCAUGCAGGAACGGCUACUAUCGGGCAGACAAUGAUUCACCUGACUCGGGAUGUACUACCGUGCCCUCAGGUCCACGCAGUGUCAUCUCCAGUGUGAACGAGACAUCGCUGGUGCUCGAAUGGAGCGAGCCUCGUGACCAAGGAGGAAGAGAUGACCUUCUCUACAACGUAAUCUGUAAGAAGUGUCUGCCCGAGCGCGGUACCUGCACACGAUGUGAUGACAAUGUGGACAUCUCUCCCCGGCACCUUGGCCUGACCGUGAGACACGUUACUGUCAGAAACCUACAGGCUCACACCCAGUACAGCUUUGAGAUUCAGGCUGUCAAUGGAGUCUCCAACAAGAGUCCCUACACACCCCAGUUUGCAUCUGUUAACAUCACCACUAACCAAGCUGCUCCAUCUGCAGUUCCUACAGUCCACCUGAUGGGGGCCUCAGCCAACACUAUGAGUCUCUCCUGGCUCCCUCCUGAAAAACCAAACGGCAUCAUCUUGGAUUACGAGAUUAAAUACCAUGAGAAGGACCAGGGAGAAGCUAUUGCCCACACAAUGACUGCCCAACGCAGCUCAGCGCGCAUUGAGGGUUUGAAGCCCGGCACACCGUAUGUUGUGCAGGUUCGGGCACGAACAGUGGCUGGGUAUGGACGAUACAGCAGCCCUUCUGACUUUAACACCAACCACCAGGCCGAAUCAGACAAGACUAUACAGGAACAGUUGCCGCUUAUUGUGGGCUCUCUGACGGCUGGCCUGGUCUUCAUCAUUGUUGUUGUUGUCAUUGCAAUAGUCUGUCUCAGGAAGCAACGCAAUGGAUCAGAAUCGGAAUACACUGAGAAACUGCAACAAUACAAAUCCCCAAUAGUCACUCCGGGAAUGAAGGUCUACAUUGACCCCUUCACCUACGAGGACCCAAAUGAGGCCAUCCGCGAGUUUGCCAAAGAAAUUGACGUUUCCUGUGUGAAAAUCGAGGAGGUCAUUGGCGCAGGUAACCAACAACACAAGCUCCUGAGCAACAGGGGGAAGACAGCUAGGCACACCCUGGCCAUACCUUUAGAGGACUUCACUUCAAGCGGAGAGUUUGGAGAAGUAUGCCGCGGGCGUCUGAAGCUCCCUGGGCGUCGUGAGAUUAUUGUUGCCAUCAAGACUCUGAAGGCAGGCUACACCGACCGUCAAAGGAGAGACUUCCUGAGUGAGGCCAGCAUUAUGGGUCAAUUUGACCAUCCCAACAUUAUACGCUUAGAAGGGGUGGUGACCAAGAGCCGGCCAGUCAUGAUUGUCACUGAAUUCAUGGAGAAUGGAGCGCUGGAUUCCUUUCUCCGGCUAAAUGAUGGCCAGUUCACUGUCAUCCAGCUGGUCGGUAUGUUAAGAGGCAUUGCAGCUGGCAUGAAAUACCUGUCCGAUAUGAACUAUGUGCACCGUGACCUGGCAGCUCGUAACAUCCUAGUUAACAGCAACCUAGUGUGCAAGGUGUCCGAUUUUGGCCUUUCUCGCUUUUUGGAGGAUGAUCCCACGGACCCCACGUACACCAGCUCAUUGGGAGGAAAGAUCCCAAUUCGCUGGACAGCUCCUGAAGCCAUUGCUUACAGGAAGUUCACCUCAGCUAGUGACGUGUGGAGCUACGGGAUCGUCAUGUGGGAGGUGAUGUCAUACGGCGAGCGUCCAUACUGGGACAUGAGUAAUCAAGAUGUGAUUAAUGCAGUCGAGCAGGACUACAGGCUACCUCCACCCAUGGACUGCCCUACUGCCUUGCACCAACUCAUGUUAGACUGCUGGGUUAAAGAAAGAAACUUGAGACCCAAGUUCUCCCAGAUAGUCAACACCCUGGACAAACUUAUUCGCAAUGCCGCCAGCCUUAAGGUGGUCACCAGCACACAUUCUGGGGCCUCCCAGCCUCUUCUUGACCGCUGUGUGCCUGACUACACCACCUUCACCACUGUGGGCGACUGGCUGGACGCCAUCAAGAUGAGCCGUUACCGUGACAACUUCCUAAAUGCUGGUUUCGCUUCCUUUGACCUGGUAGCCCAGAUGACUUCAGAAGAUCUGCUACGGAUAGGUGUGACAUUAGCCGGCCAUCAAAAGAAGAUUCUCGGGAGCAUUCAAGACAUGAGACUUCAAAUGAACCAAACGCUGCCCGUCCAGGUCUGAGUUACAUCGGGCUGCAGAACUGUUUUACAGAGGAGCCAACGGACGACCCCUGACGCCUGAUCAUCUCCGCUAAUCGGAUGAAACCGGCUCGCAGUGCCUCGGACAACUUUUCUUUCCAUGUUCCUGUUACGACUGCAUUAUUUUACACCCAACAGGAUUAGAUAAGAUUAUUUUGUACUUAUUUUUAAGAAUGGAGAGGAGAACCUGUAUCCCAUGCAUGCCUCACAAGGCUCCAGUAUGGGGUGGCAUUUGCAUGCGUGCGUGUGAUAUUUUCUUUUGUGAGGCUGGCUGGGACACGCCGUAUCUCCAAAGCCUCCCACAAUGCAUUUCUCCCCAAAAACGGAUUUUAAGGGGAAGACUCUCCGGACUGAAAGCUGACGUUGGAUGAGAUACUCCUCUUAUAAUAUGCGUAACUUGAACAUACAAGACAAAAAAUAAGUGAAUAUACAUACAGUGGACACAUAUGCGCAGAAAUCCCUCCAGUGCUAGCAGAUGAUUUAUUGUGUGUGUGACUUUGUGCAUAUUCCCCAUCUUCAUAUUGAAGAUGUUUUAUUUAAAGGCACAUGCCUCAAACAAGAGGGUAAGCCACAGGCGGGGACGGAGGAUCUCACAGGACCCCGAAAUGUCCACUAGGUUUAAACUAACAGAAGGACUUCUUGGAAUAUACCUGGUGAACUCAGGAUGCUCAGAUGUGUUUUUCACUACAGUAGAUGUUUUCAUUUUUUUUAUGCUCUUCCUUUACUCUGCUUCAGUUGCUGUUCCAUGUUGAGUUGACAUUUAGCAGGUCAUCAAUCAUUAUAUCAGGAUUUCUUUAGCAGUUAGGACAAAGGUCAGUGAUAAGUACACUGCAAAAAUAUUUUUCUUAAUAAGUAUGUUUACCUUGUUUCCUUUAUCUAAGCAUACUCAAAGCACUGUAAAAAAAUAAUAAGUUUAGGUAUUUUUGUCAUAUCAAUAUAUAUUUUUAUGAUACUUUAACUUAACAAAUUAAGUUAAACAAUUUCAACUUGUUUUAUAAGUUAUAUCACAAGUCAAAACUUAAAAUAGUAGAUUGAAUUGACUUGCAAAACUAAGUUGUUUUAAGUUCAUGCUUCAUUGGAAAAUUGGUAAACAUAGUCGACUGCAAUGUAACCAAGUCAAUUUAGUUGAAAUGAGACAGAAGUACUGAUUAAGAAAAUGAGUUUUUGCAGUGUUUAAGGUGUAAAUCACUGGACCAUCCCUAAAAUUACUUAGUAUGUGUGUCUGAAUGUUUUAAUGUGUACGAUUGUGUAUUUGUGUGUAUGUGUGUGUGUAUGAAAUAGAGAGAACUUUGAAUGAUGCACAUGAACGUGUCAGGUGUGGUGGAAAACUAAGGCAUAAAACGAAUUGUGACAAGGAGCUAUACAUACACAGCAUAUAUAAAUACCUAUAUGUAACUUAAAAUAUAUAAUUAUAUUUUAUUUUAAUUUCCCACGCGGUCAAAAAAAAUUAUUGAUUUAAUUUUCCCCCCAAGUCACCCUUCCAACAACAAUGUAUUAAAAUGGUUUGAUUUAAAUUUUUAAGCCGCUGACAUUCUUAACAAAUGGUAACAUUUUGUAACAAACGGAAAACAAAUACAAAAUAACAAUAGACACAUUGUAGAAACAUUUGGCAUGGUGACAUGAAACCUCAGUGUUUCUAUGAUCACAGAGGAAGUUCAUUGUAAUUGUUGUGAGAGAAAUGAAUAGGUGUUGAACGUAUAAUCAAUGUGGGGCCGAUCCCAAGUAAAUCUCUGCUAUAUUAAAGCUAAGCCUUUCCGUCACCAUUACAAAGCAAGAUCGUGCCAAUUCUCGAUAUUCUAUUGUAAAGUUCAUUCAUCGAACAUUUUGUUCAUAUUUUUGAACUCCAGGAUUUCCGGAGGUUUCUUCUAAUGAGAGUUUUGCUUACAAUGGUAAACACGCUAGAGCUUAUAUGACAAACAGGAUACGUUAUAAUACUUCCUAAAACAGUCAAAAUAAUUGUCUUCCAUAUAGUUUCCAAAAAUCCCAGUUCAGGCAGUUUACUCUUUUUGCACAUAUAUAAUAUGAAUAUAUUUAUAACCAUUAGGAUGGCAGAGUUUAAUGUAUUAAAACCCAUCACAUACAGUAGGUUUCUGGACUAUUGUACUGCAUCUUGUGCACAGUAUCCGAACUCCUGUGUUUGUUGUUCUUUUUUAAAAGCAAAUGUUUUAUAAUUUGAAUGAUUAUAAAGUUCCCCCUAUUUUCUCCAAGAGCUCCAUGUAAAAAUGUAUAAAAAUGCUGAAUUGAUUUAUCUAAACUUUGCAUUGUUUGGAGAAAUAAUUCAAAUGUUUGAAAGCUCUUGAGCUUUAUGAGCAUCUGCACUGCUUAUGUUUAAGAGGUAAACUUAGCUGCUUUUGUCACAUUCAAUAUGACAGUGUAUUCUCUCAUAACCGGAUAUGAAUGUGUGAAUGUUUGUAUGUUUCAGUAUGUUAGUGUUUGGUAAAGGUGCUACCGUCGUUUCUUUUAUUGAAGCAAUUUUGGAACAGAACUUGCAUGAUUUCGGUUCAGUAUACUUGUGCCAAUAGCCUCCCAACAUCUUCUCUAUCCUCCACUCCUACAAAAUCUAUAUUUUCCUUUUUCUGAGUUAUUCUUUUAUAUUAAAAUCGAGCAAAAAAAAAUCUUUUUGUUGUUCAAGCAAGUAAAACUCAUCACAUCGCAAAAUCACUGAACUGAAACAGCAAAUUGUCUUCUGAGUGCUUGUACUUAUACUGAGGAAAGCAACACAUUUCAUGAUCAUUAUUGUUUCUCUUUCUUUAUUUUUUGAAAGCAUUGAGAUGUAUUUAAUGGUGAAGACAAACAAACAAACGAACCAACAAACAAUUAAAUAAUGCAUUCUUGUAGAAAUAUUUUUAAAAAACCCUUUUGCAAUUAAAUUAUUUAAGAAAUA